GAAUCUAAAUUAUUCGAUUCUAUUUUAAAGACAUCAAUGCGGUAGUACCCUGCCAUCGGUUUCUCUGACGUUUGCUGUUUGCACUUGCAGUUCUGAGUUCUGAUCGUGACUUCCGUCGGCACACGAACGUAACGAUACGAGCCGAUUCGGAGUUGUCUGCUUCGGCCUACUGAUUUCAAACCGCCGAGCAUCCUCCUUGUCAGACAAGUUUUUUCUCUUACAGUCUUACGCACAGUUACGUAAUCCAGUGAUCUUCACAGAGUGGAAACGCACCUUUUCCGCUUCCUCUGCGCCCAUAGCAUCCGCCAUCGCCCUGUUUCCUUAUUCCCCUGUGCGUGCGCUGAUUAAUGUUUCUCGCGUGACACACCGUUGUAAUCCCUCCAUGAUUAUCGCCGUCACCGAUGUUAGCGGAUAAUAAUUACAUCCUGGUGCCUCGUGAUCCGUUGAAUCUAUGGUCGGAUUUGAUCCCAAACAGAGCGUUGUUCUGCCCCACUAUGUCUAUGGAAUAUGCGGAGCAUCUGCUGCGUUUCUCAGCCGGUUCUUCACGCAGCCGGUGGAUGUGUGCAAGAUCCGCUUCCAGCUGCAGAUUGAACCGAUCAGACGCGGUGAGAUUGCGUCCAAAUAUCAGGGACUGUCGCAGGCGGUGGGUCUGAUUGUGCGGGAAGAGGGCGUCCUCGCUUUAUGGAAAGGACUUCUGGCUGCUCAACUCCUGUCCACUGUCUACGGUCUGGUACAGUUUGGCACCUUUGAGCUGCUGAACCGCGCCCUGUGGACGCUGCGGUGGACGGAUAAUCCGCGUGAUCCCUUCCUGUAUUUCCUCUGUGGCAGUGUGUCGGGCGUGGCGGCCACGGUGGCCGCACAGCCGCUCGAUGUGGUCCGUACCCGUUUCGUCUCGCAGGGACGCCAGAAGGUGUACAACUCUUUGUGGCAGUCACUGACUCUCCUCCGCCGUCAGGAGGGCCUCCGCGGCUUCUACCGCGGUCUCGUCCCGGCUGUGAUCCAGAUAGUUCCUUACAAUGGAGCGUCCUUUGCAUUUUACGCCCAGUUUCAGUCUAUUUAUAGACGCUUCUCUGGCAAUACGUCCGCCCACAGCGAUGCGCUGGAAAGUUUGACGUGUGGUAUAUUUGCGGGUGGUGUGGCCAAAACGUUAAUCUAUCCGUUGGAUGUGUUCAAGAAGCGCCUGCAAGUGCAGGGUUUCGAGGAAGGACGUCGCGGAUUCGGCCGGAUGAUCUGCGUUGACAGUCUUCGUCAGUGCGUUGGUGAGAUGUGGCGCAUCGAGGGCCUCAGCGGAUUUUACAAAGGCUACAGUCCGAGCCUGAUCAAAGCGGCGCUGGCCACGGGGAUCAAUUUUUAUUGUUAUGAACAGUUUCUUAAAUUAUUUCGCACUUACUACGAGUCGAAAUGAACCUGGUUUGCCUUGUUGUUCUAGUUUGAAAUCUGCGCUGUGGUGGAAUGAUGUGUGAUACUUUAUUGAUACACCGAGUGUGUAAAUGUGUACGUUUGGCAGCGGUGAUGUUUGUUAGCAAGUAGCAGCUCUAGCACUAAUAGACAACUUAAUAAAGUUGUU
This is a messenger RNA of Paramacrobiotus metropolitanus, 1567 nucleotides long. Its product is annotated as mitochondrial thiamine pyrophosphate carrier-like. The coding region runs from base 452 to 1405 and encodes 317 amino acids. The record is from RefSeq and is a predicted model, not a curated record. The transcript is spliced from 8 exons. Gene Ontology annotation, molecular function: thiamine transmembrane transporter activity. Gene Ontology annotation, biological process: thiamine pyrophosphate transmembrane transport. NCBI's taxonomy places the organism in Eukaryota, Metazoa, Tardigrada, Eutardigrada, Parachela, Macrobiotidae. Gene Ontology annotation, cellular component: mitochondrial inner membrane.